Setaria italica (foxtail millet) is the source of this 1657-nucleotide messenger RNA. RefSeq names its product peroxisomal (S)-2-hydroxy-acid oxidase GLO4. The record is from RefSeq and is a predicted model, not a curated record. Gene Ontology annotation, molecular function: FMN binding; oxidoreductase activity. The transcript has 12 exons. NCBI's taxonomy places the organism in Eukaryota, Viridiplantae, Streptophyta, Magnoliopsida, Poales, Poaceae. The coding region runs from base 178 to 1281 and encodes 367 amino acids.
CGAUGUGGCCAGCACUGGCCUUGUCCUCUACCGGAGCUUCUGACAUCACAGAUCACACGAAAAGCCAGAAGGCAAGGACAGAGGACUAGCCUCUGAAGCAGCUGCCUUCCACUCAUCUUUCCGCCAUCCUUGAUAGCAGUCCUUCCUGCCGACCUCCUCCUCCAAGUCCCAAGAGAAAUGGAGGAUAAUCUACCAGUCAAUGUCCGGGAGUAUCAAGAGCUCGCCAAGAAAGCACUACCAAAGAUGCACUAUGAUUAUAUUAAUGGGGGAGCAGAGGAUGAGUACACACUGAGGGAGAAUAUUGCGGCAUAUGGAAGAAUUCUGUUACGGCCAAGGGUUCUUAUAGAUGUCAGCAAGAUAGACAUGUCUACAACCUUAUUAGGAUAUAAUAUGCCAUCGCCAAUAAUGGUCGCUCCAACAGGAUCACACAAAUUAGCAAAUCCAGAAGGGGAGGUGGCCACAUCGAGAGCAGCAGCAGCAUGUAACACCAUAAUGGUGCUUUCCUUUUCAUCCAGCUGCAAAAUCGAGGAGGUUGCCUCCAGUUGUGACGCCAUUCGCUUUUAUCAGUUAUAUGUGUACAAGAGAAGGGAUGUUUCAGCAACAUUGGUGCGGCGGGCUGAGAGUUUAGGAUUUAAGGCAAUUGUUUUGACAGUUGACACGCCUGUGCUCGGAAGGCGUGAAGCUGACAUCAGAAACAAGAUGAUUGCUCCACGGUUGGAAAACCUUGAGGGUCUGAUGUCAUUUGAUGAUGAUCUUGACACCGAAGGCGGCUCCAAGCUGGAACGAUUCGCACAUGAGACGCUAGAUCCAUCAUUGUCAUGGAAGGACGUGGAGUGGCUCAAAUCCAUUACCAGCCUGCCGAUCCUGCUCAAGGGCAUCGUCACCGCCGAGGACGCCAGGAAGGCCGUGGAGGUUGGUGCGGCCGGCGUGAUCGUGUCCAACCACGGCGCGCGGCAGCUGGACUACGCGCCGGCCACCAUCUCCGCGCUCGAAGAGGUGGUUAAGGCGGUGGCGGGCGCCGUGCCGGUGCUGGUGGACGGCGGGAUCCGGCGGGGCACCGACGUGUUCAAGGCGCUAGCGCUCGGCGCCAAGGCAGUCAUGGUGGGGAGGCCGGUGUUCUACGGGCUGGCGGCGCGAGGGGAGGCCGGGGCGAGGCACGUCAUCGAGAUGCUGAACCGGGAGCUGGAGCUGGCCAUGGCGCUCUGCGGCUGCCGGAGCGUCGGGGAGGUCACCAGGCGGCACGUCCUGACCGAGGGCGACCGGAUCAGGGCGCUGCUGUGAGCUUGUGAACAAGGUUGAUACAUGGAGCCAUGAACGGACGACCUGGCUAUCCAUGGUCGGUAUGCGACGGACUGCCUAGAUGGCAGUCAGUGUCCGUCCUCCGGUGGGUGUUGCAAUGAGAGCCCAUCUGACAUUGAUUGAUCGCUCCAAAAAUAAGUCAAAAAUAAGCCAUUGUGCAUUGCCAAUAUCAAAACGACGGUUACCAAAAAUCUGUGCUGGAUUAAGCUAUAUGUGUUCUGUGAGAACUUGGUCAACGUGUUAGUUCAAAAAAAGAACUUGGUCAACGUAUCUUGGGGUCCACUUCUGGAAUACAUGAGAAUAUUGUGAAGCAAUUAUUUCAAAAAAAAGAAUAUUGUGAAGCAAAAAUAUCAAUAUG